Messenger RNA from Arabis nemorensis, 294 nucleotides. Lineage: Eukaryota; Viridiplantae; Streptophyta; Magnoliopsida; Brassicales; Brassicaceae. The record is from the annotation of a GenBank genome assembly.
AUGCUUGAGUUUGGCACAAGUGUCAAAGCUAACCGCUGUGAAGGAGGUUCAACGGAUCUAAGCAAGAUUUGGUGGAAUCAGAUGCUUGAGUUCGAGCAGUUUUUGAUUUUCGUUUUCUUUUCGGGUCAAAACGAGAAGACCAGAUCCGACCUUGACCUCGAUCCCCUGCCUCCUGAUUGGUCGAUUUGUUUGUUUUUUUUAUGUAAAAUCAGUUCAUUAAGGACAAUUUCGGAAUUCACUCUUUCCUUCAACAAAAGAGUGUUUCGGAUCAAAAUUGAGUAUAAUAGACAAUAG